AUGCCGGAUCCCAUGUUUUUUACUACAUAUCUAUUAUAUUUUGGACUCUACGACAUUUACUACAAUACCGACACAAAAUUGAACGAUUUGGAGAGCUCGGAGGCUCAGAAAUGGCUUGUCAAGUGGAUUUUGAAGAAUAUUCUGAUUAUUGCGUAUUUUCGACCGGGACUUCCACCUCAAUGGGUUAUAAAUGACAACACUUUGUUGAAAUAUGGAUCGGCGGGUUUGGCGUUGACAACUGUGUGGAUUCCGUGUGUGAAAAACUCCCCGAUGCUCACAAUUCUUCUAAUGAUCCUCCACGUCAUCUGCUUCGUCAUCGGACCAUUCAACACGUUCAGAAGAUUCCUGCGAGGCGGAUAUCGUCAAUACUCCAGAAUCGACCUACUCAACUACCUGCUAUUGAUGAUUGGCGUGUUUGGAAAACAAGCUUCUGCGCAUUUUUUCACCGUAUCCGUCACUCCGAUCGAUUUCACUGAAUCUCAUUCUAAACAAUUUACGAAAUUUCUCGGUUGUUGCUUCGUUCCACAGACCGCUUUCGAGUUUGACUCCGCCCACUUGCUGAUCCCUCUGAUGCUAAUCCACGCCUUCUGUCUCGUCAUCGGACCAUUUCACACCUAUUUUCAAUUCAUUCGAGCUUAUCGUCAAGACCAUUACCUAAUCGAAGUGAUUCUAUCUUUUCCUUUCUGGACUUUCACCGGAAAUCAAUCAUUUCAUCCGCCUUUUGAGCGACGAGAUGAAAAACUGACUGCAAUGGACUAUAUGAGUCACUUCCUGAAUCCACAGACACCUCAGGAGACGGCUCUUUUCGAAAGUGUAGCUGCUCUUCUCUUAUUUCUUGUUUCCUUCAUUCCUAGCGAGGAAGACGCACAUCGAGUGGCAAUGUUAUGCAUUCUGUGGAAUUUGGGCGCUUUCGCCAUGUUUUUAAAGCCAUUUUUUGAAUAA
Molecule: messenger RNA, 942 nt
Organism: Caenorhabditis remanei
Lineage: Eukaryota; Metazoa; Nematoda; Chromadorea; Rhabditida; Rhabditidae
Exons: 3
Coding region: 1-942 (313 amino acids)
Source: RefSeq, a predicted model, not a curated record